This is a messenger RNA of Neurospora hispaniola, 2791 nucleotides long. Its product is annotated as cysteine proteinase. The transcript is spliced from 4 exons. The record is from RefSeq and is a predicted model, not a curated record. Gene Ontology annotation, biological process: protein deubiquitination. Gene Ontology annotation, molecular function: cysteine-type deubiquitinase activity. Lineage: Eukaryota; Fungi; Ascomycota; Sordariomycetes; Sordariales; Sordariaceae. Gene Ontology annotation, cellular component: nucleus; cytosol. The coding region runs from base 182 to 2791 and encodes 869 amino acids.
UUACUCUCUUCUUCGGACUCGGAAAUACCACUGCAGUUCGUUUUUUUGCGAAUGGUUGCAGAUACAACGCUGCUCGCUGCCGUCGCCCGUCCGAGCUUAUGCUGCGCAGCCGUAGCCAACACUGUGACUUGGCCCCAAACUACCUACGCGCUCCUCCAGUUUACCUUCCACCCAUAGCAUUAUGGCAGGGUUCUUCAACAAACUCAAAGGCGCAGGUGCAGGAAGCUCCAAAACCGACAGCAAUGCCUCGUCUAAGAACAAAAAGGACGAGCCGGCGGUGGAAUUGACUCCCCUUGAGAGAAUACUGCAAAAUGCUGGGCCUCUGCGGGAAGACGGCAGCGACAAGUACUUUGGCUUGGAAAAUUUUGGCAACACAUGCUACUGCAAUUCGAUCCUUCAAGCGUUAUACUACUCGGAACCUUUUCGAGAGAAUGUCGUUAACUACCCGCCUUUGAAUAACACGUCAGAAGGCAAUACGAGCAAGGUCAAAGUCUCGAUACGGCCACCGGUACAAGUCAACGGAAAUGCGGCGACGCCCGGCAAGCCAUUGCCCAAACCGCGGCAAGGGUUCACUCCUGGACCAAUACCGAUGCCAAUAACGCAACCGAUACGACCGGAAGACAGGCCUGAUGCCCCAGAAUACAAGAAAAAGCAGGCCAUGAUUAAAGGGCCCGUGUUGGAGUUGGCCCAGGAAAAUCCAGAUGCGUACGGCAUGGAGGAAUGCACGUUCACCGGGCUCAAGGAUAUUUUUACUGCUCUGAUUCAAAGCAACUCCAGGACCGGUGUCAUCAGCCCACAGCGCUUUCUGGAUAUCUUCAAGCGCGACAAUGAAAUGUUCCGCAAUUCUAUGCACCAAGACGCACACGAAUUUUACGGCCUUGUAUUGAACGAUGUUAUCUCGAAUGUGGAGGCGUAUGCUAGGCGUAUGCAGGAGAGCAGGAAGGAGAUUGGAACGACAUCGUCUCAAUUAAACCAACAAUCGUCAUCUCCAAGCCUUACGAGGAGCAUGAUGGCAUCCAACCUCAGGACGCCAGAGACAAGCUGGGUGCACGACAUUUUUGAAGGCGUCCUAGUUUCCGAAACCAGGUGCUUGACUUGCGAGACGGUGUCACAACGAGACGAAACGUUUUUGGAUCUCUCAAUCGAUCUGGAAGAGCACUCUUCGGUAACGUCAUGCCUACGGAAAUUCUCCGCAGAGGAGAUGCUUUGCGAGAGGAACAAGUUUCACUGCGAUCGUUGUGGCGGCUUGCAAGAGGCCGAAAAGAGGAUGAAGAUUAAGAAGCUACCAAAGGUUUUGGCGUUGCAUCUGAAGAGGUUCAAGUAUACCGAGGACUACAGCCGACUCCAAAAGCUGUUUCAUCGUGUCGUCUACCCAUAUUAUCUUCGCAUGUUCAAUACGACGGAUGAUGCUGAAGACCCGGACAGGAUUUACGAGUUAUACGCAGUUAUUGUCCAUAUUGGAGGUAAUGCCUACCACGGACACUACGUGUCAAUUAUCAAGACCAAGGAUCGGGGAUGGGUUUUGUUCGAUGACGAGAUGGUCGAGCCCGUUGACAAGAAUUUCGUGGCGAACUUCUUUGGUGACAAGCCAGGCAUGGCUUGCGCCUACGUACUAUUCUACCAGGAAGUCACCUUUGAGAAGAUGAGGGAAGAGUUGGAUGCCGAAGGACUAGAAGAGAUGAGGUUAGCCACCCAAGCAGCCGACCUGGCAGCCGGUGCGGAACAAACGAACGGGACCGGAAAUGAUUCCUUAACCAAGGUCAACAGUCAGCCGACAGUACCAGUCGAAGAUCUUGACCCAUCGGUAAGCCUUGCUCACGCCCAAACAGCUCCAGGCGGAAUUGCCAGUAUCUUACAAUCUUCAACGCCGACCCAGACCCCCGGACCCGAGCCUUUCUCCCAUCCUCUAGCUGCGGCACCACCUCCGGCCCCUGCCGUCAUAACGAAAGCGGACGAGGCAGCCACGGUCCCGCCCAAAUCCAAGGAUGAACUUGCCAAGGAGAAAAAGGAACAGAAAGCCCAAGAGAAAGCACAGGAAAAGGCCCGAAAAGCCGCCGAGAAAGAGGCAGCAAGGCUCGCAGAAAAGGAGCGUUUCGAGAAGGUCGCAAAGAAGCGCGGAGUACAGCAAAAAGAGCAGGAGCAGCUGGCAAAGGUCAUGCGCGAGAGCAAACAGCUGGCGGCCGAGGAAGAAAAGAGGCGCAAGAAGGAGGCGGCAGCCGCUGAAACAGGCACUAAGAGUGGCCCCAGCAGUCCCAGGCUGUUCAAUCGCGCCGGCCUGGGUGGCAAGUCUCUCUCGCGCAAGAGCUUUGCUUUUCUGGGAAAGACCGGCGGCGGUGGUGGUGGUGUUGGUGGCGGUGGCAGCGACAAGUCCGAGAAAAGCAGCGACAAAGACAAGAGUGACAGGGCGGAAAGCAGCAGUACAGAGCAGAGGAGCAACGACAGCAUGACCAGCAACUGCGUGGCUGAAAGCAACGCGAGUAGCCGCGCGACUACUGGUGAUGGUUAUGGUGGCAACGGCGCUGGCGGAUUCUCUCCGUCGUCGCCGUUGUCGCCCACGUCACGAGGGCCGAACGGCAUUUAUUCCCAUAAUCACCACCUGCCGAGCUCGCCCAUGAGAUCCAUGACGACUCCAGAGGGUAUCAAGAGAGACGUGCGAGCGUCUAGGUCGGCAUCGACGUCCUCCAUACUCGGCCCGCCCCCUACGGCUCCGGAGAGGUUCGAGAAGCCGCCGCUGCGAGACCGGUUCAGCUUCAGCAUGGGGAGGAAGAAGAGUUCACGGUUCCUAUCGUAG